Trichoderma atroviride IMI 206040 is the source of this 249-nucleotide messenger RNA. The record is from RefSeq and is a predicted model, not a curated record. NCBI's taxonomy places the organism in Eukaryota, Fungi, Ascomycota, Sordariomycetes, Hypocreales, Hypocreaceae.
AUGACACCCAAUGGAAAUGGAGCUACGCGCUACGAACACGCUCACGUAACGCCCGGGGGAGAAGAUCUGGCGACGGGAAGCGCGCGGAAGUCCGGCGCACUGCCUUGCGAGCUGACCGGUGUGAACCGCAUCUCUUCGCGACGAGCUUUCUCCUUGGGCAUUUGGACAAUUUUAGCAGUGCAUCUUCUGAACACCAACAGUGAGACGCUACAGAUGCCGCAUGCUAGGUUUCGAGAUGGAGGCCCCUAG